UAUAAGAGUAGAUCGUCAAUUGUUCGGCAUCGCUCAUCACCUGAGUUCACCAGCAAAUCUUGCAUUGAUUCGCAAAUCAUCGCGAAUCUGGUUAGGGUUUACUCGAUCUGCAUCAACUUACUAUAAAUCUUCGCCAAUCAGAACCUGGAAGACCGGAAAAAAGCUACCAACUCAUCAGACAACUCAAAACAUACUCUUUACUCUGACGAAAUCGCCACUGCAGACCAUCAACAUCCACCAUGGAGCCAUCACCACGGAGCUCCAACUAAACCACCGUCAUCUUAUUGUGGCCAGAUCUUACCGGAGAGACUAAGGGGAUGGCUUCUCCGGAAGCCGAUUCCCGCCUUAUCCGCAGCGUCCUCGUCCCCGCCUUAGAGAAGAUCAUCAACAACAGUUCGUGGCGCAAACACUCCAAACUUGGCACCGAAUGCAAAUCCGUACUUGAACGUGUUACUUCCGAAAAACCGCCUCCGUUAUCCCCUACUUCCCCUUCACCGAAGGAAAAGCAAUCAGAUGUUGAGACGAUAUCACAUUCUCAACUUCCAGGUGUCCUGCAUGAUUCUGGUUCCAAUGAACUAAGCUUAGAUGAAUCAGAAGUCAUUUUAAGUCCACUCAUCAAAGCUUGCUCUUCUGGAGAUCUGAAGAUCGCGGAGCCAGCGUUAGUCUGUAUACAGAAACUGAUAGCGUACGGACAUUUACGCGGCGAAUCGGAUCCUACGGGUGGACCCGAUGCGAAGCUGUUGUCUAGACUGAUCGAAUCGGUUUGUAAAUGUUGUGAGUUGGGAGAUGAAGGAGUGGAGUUGCUGGUGUUGAAGACGAUCUUAUCAGCUGUGACGUCCGUGCAGUUGAGGAUACACGGUGAUAGUUUAUUGGAGAUCGUGAGGACUUGUUAUGAUAUAUUCUUAAGCAGUAAGAACGUGGUGAAUCAGACGACGGCUAAGGCUUCAUUGAUUCAGAUGCUUGUGAUCGUGUUUAGGAGGAUGGAGGCUGAUUCAUCGACAGUGCCGGUGCAACCCAUUGUGGUGGCUGAGUUGAUGGAGCCGCCUGAGAAGAGCGGAGACGAAGACGGGCCGAUGACAACGUUCGUUCAAGGGUUUAUUAGCAAGGUUAUGCAGGAAAUAGACGGGGUUUUGAAUCAGGGAACUCCGGUGGGAUCAAAUGGGGGUGCAACUGCACAUGAUGGGGCGUUUGAGACACGUACCUCCACCACAGAGACCACAAAUCCCGCUGAUUUGUUGGAUUCGACAGAUAAAGAUAUGUUGGAUGCAAAAUAUUGGGAAAUGAGCAUGUAUAAAACCGCUUUGGAGGGCCGAAAAGGGGAAUUGGCGGAUGGAGACGGAGAGAAGGAUGACGAUUUAGAUGUGCAGAUCGGGAAUAAGCUGAGACGGGAUGCGUUUUUGGUGUUUAGAGCGUUAUGUAAGCUAUCAAUGAAGACUCCCCCAAAGGAGGCAUUGGCAGAUCCACAGUUGAUGCGAGGAAAAAUCGUUGCAUUGGAAUUGCUUAAGAUUUUGUUGGAGAACGCGGGAGCUGUUUUUAGAACUAGUGAAAGAUUCUUGGGUGCCAUUAGGCAGUAUCUAUGCUUGUCGUUGUUGAAGAACAGUGCAUCAACCCUCGUGAUCGUGUUUCAGAUCUCAUGUUCCAUUUUCUUUAGCUUAGUAUCAAGAUUCAGAGCCGGGUUAAAAGCAGAAAUCGGAGUAUUUUUUCCAAUGAUUGUUCUUAGGGUUCUAGAAAAUGUUGCCCAACCUAAUUUCCAACAGAAGAUGAUAGUACUGCGGUUUUUCGAAAGGCUGUGUGAUGAUUCACAGAUCUUGGUAGAUAUCUUCAUCAACUAUGAUUGUGAUGUCAACUCAUCUAACAUAUUUGAGAGGACCGUAAAUGGACUUCUUAAAACAGCUCAAGGUGUCCUACCUGGCGUUACGACCACUCUUUUGCCAGCUCAGGACGCAGCGUUAAAACAUGAAGCCAUGAAGUGCUUAAUCGCUGUUUUAAAAUCAAUGGGUGAUUGGAUGAACAAACAAAUGCACAUUCCUGAUCCUCACUCGGAAAAAAAAGUUGAAGCCAUUGAAAACAAUCCUGAAAAUGGGGACUUACCUAUAGAACACGGGAAUGUAAAUGCAAAUGAAAAUGAAUCUGUUGAUGGAUUAGAUUCUAAUACUGAAGCUUCUAGUGAAGUUUCAGAUGCUUCAACGUUUGAGCAACGACGGGCUUACAAGCUUGAACUUCAGGAAGGUAUAUCUCUUUUUAAUAGAAAACCGAAAAAGGGUAUCGAGUUCUUGAUCAAAGUGAAUAAAGUGGGAAAUUCACCUGAAGAAAUAGCAGAUUUCUUAAAGAACGCUUCUGGUUUAAACAAAACUUUGAUUGGGGAUUACCUUGGGGAACGAGAAGAUCUUUCACUGAAAGUGAUGCAUGCCUACGUUGACUCGUUUGACUUUGAAGGUAUGGAAUUCGAUGAGGCAAUCAGAUCUUUUCUAAGGGGAUUUAGAUUGCCUGGCGAGGCACAGAAGAUUGAUCGAAUUAUGGAAAAAUUCGCUGAGCGUUACUGUAAAUGUAAUCCAAAAGCAUUCAUUAGUGCCGAUACAGCUUAUGUUCUUGCUUACUCUGUUAUACUGCUAAAUACAGAUGCUCAUAAUCCCAUGGUCAAAAAUAAGAUGUCAGCGGAUGAUUUUAUAAGAAAUAAUCGUGGCAUAGAUGAUGGGAAAGAUUUACCUGCAGAGUACCUGAUAUCGUUAUACGAACGAAUAUCGAAAAACGAAAUUAAAAUGAAGGAAGAUGAUCUAGCCCUUAAACAGAAGCAGUCAUCAAAUUCAAACAGGAUUUUAGGUUUAGACAGUAUACUAAAUAUUGUGGUGCGAAAGAGAGGUGAUGAAAACAAUACGAGUGAUGAUCUUAUGCAACACAUGCAAGAACAGUUCAAAGAAAAAGCACAAAAAUCUGAGUCUGUUUAUUAUGCUGCAACGGAUGUUUUUAUACUUAGAUUCAUGCUAGAGGCAUGUUGGGCUCCUAUGCUGGCUGCGUUUACUGUUCCUUUUGACCAAAGUGAGGACGAUAUAGUAAUUUCCCAAUGUAUAGAAGGGUUCCGGUAUGCAAUACAUGUGACAUCAGCAAUGUCGAUGAAGACUCAUCGAGAUGCUUUUGUGACAUCACUUGCAAAGUUUACUUGUCUUCAUUCACCAGCAGAUAUUAAACAAAAGAAUAUAGAAGCCAUCAAGGCCAUUGUUACAGUUGCAUAUGAAGACGGGAAUUACCUACAGGAAGCCUGGGAGCAUAUUUUAACAUGUGUUUCUCGAUUUGAGCAUUUGCAUUUAUUGGGAGAGGGGGCCCCACCAGAUGCUACUUUCUUUGCCGUUACUCAGAACGAAUCUAACAAAUCACAGUCAAAGACAAAGUCAAACAUCCUUCCGGUACUUAAUAAAAAGGGAGCUAGUAGAAUCCACCAGGUGGCAGCUGCUAUGAGACGCGGUUCGUAUGAUAGUGCUGGCAUUGGCGGCAAUGCUUCUGCUGGUAUGACACCCGAGCAGGUCAACAAUUUGGUCAACAACUUAAGCUUGUUGGAACAAGUCGGAGAAAUGAACCGUAUUUUCACAAGAAGCCAGAAAUUAAACAGCGUGGCUAUAAUCGACUUUGUGAAAGCACUUUGUAAAGUGUCUAUGGAGGAGCUACGUUCUACUUCUGAUCCCAGAGUAUUCAGCCUCACAAAAAUAGUUGAAAUUGCGCACUACAACAUGAACCGGAUCAGGCUUGUGUGGACGAGCAUCUGGAAUGUACUAUCUGAUUUUUUUGUGGCAAUAGGAUGCUCCGAGAAUUUGUCAAUUGCGAUAUUCGCAAUGGACUCCUUACGGCAACUAUCUAUGAAAUUUUUGGAGCGAGAAGAAUUAUCGAAUUACAACUUUCAGAAUGAUUUUAUGAAGCCUUUUGUGAUUGUUAUGCGCAAAAGCAGUGCUGUUGAAAUUCGAGAAUUGAUUAUCCGAUGUACCUCUCAGAUGGUUUUAUCACGUGUCAAUAACGUCAAGUCUGGAUGGAAAAGCAUGUUCAUGGUCUUCACAGCAGCAGCUUCUGAUGACCACAAAAGCAUUGUACUUCUUGCCUUUGAAAUAAUCGAGAAAAUAAUUCGAGAUUAUUUCCCAUACAUUACGGAGACUGAAACCACAACUUUUACCGAUUGUGUAAAUUGUUUGAUUGCUUUUACCAAUAACCGAUCAGACAAAGAUAUUAGUCUCAGUGCAAUCAAUUUCUUGCGUUUCUGUGCUGCCAAACUUGCUGAAGGAGAUCUAGGAUCCUCUUCAAUAUCCGUUUCGCCACGUCAGCAAGGAAAGGAUGCGAAAUAUGAGUUGGCAUAUAAGGAAGAUCAUCUAUACUUCUGGUUUCCGUUAUUGGCUGGUUUGUCUGAACUCAGCUUUGACCCGAGGCCCGAGAUUAGGGAAAGUGCCCUUCAAGUACUUUUUGAUACAUUAAGGAAUUAUGGUCAUCUCUUCUCUUUAUCAUUAUGGGGGAAAGUGUUUGACUCGGCUCUCUUUCCGAUCUUUGACUAUGUUCGGCAUGCGUCUGAUUCUGCCACCAAUACCGACACAGACGAGCUUGAUCAAGACUCUUGGCUGUAUGAGACAUGCACUCUUGCACUCCAAUUAGUCAUGGAUCUUUUCGUUAACUUUUACGACACUGUUAAUCCGCUUCUGGAGAAAGUUCUAGUAUUAUUGGUAAGUUUUAUCAAGCGUCCUCAUCAAAGCCUUGCGGGUAUUGGUAUUGCUGCGUUUGUUCGUUUGAUGAGUAGUGCCGGGGAAUUCUUUACUGAUGAUAAGUGGCUUGAAGCGGUUUUGUCACUUAAGGAAGCCGCUAAUGCAACACUUCCGUAUUUAGCUUCUAUUCUUAACAAAGAUAGCAUGAACUUGAACUAUGAAGAUGCUCCAACGGUGCAAAGUAAUGGGGCCCAUGAUGACAAUUCGGAGAACCUGCAGACGAAUCAGUUAUAUGUUGCCGUUUCUGAUGCUAAGUGUCAUGCUGCAGUUCAGCUUUUGUUGAUCCAAGCAAUAACGGAGAUCUACAACAUGUAUAGACACCAUCUAUCAGCAAAAAACAUCAUGGUUCUAUAUGACGCGGUGCACACAGUGGCAAGUCAUGCUCACAAAGUAAACAUUAACGCCACAUUGCGAUCCAAGUUACAAGAGCUUCAACCCAUGGCACAAAUGCAAGAUCCGCCGCUAUUACGUCUCGAAAACGAAUCCUACCAAAUCUGCCUGACUUUUAUACAAAAUCUCGCAAUCGAUAAACCGCCGUUUUACGAGGAAUCAGUAGUGGAAUCAUCACUCGUUUCCCUUUGCCAAGAAGUCCUAAAAUGCUACAUCGAGUUAGCACUUCCUGCAACUAUGAACGAGUCGUCUCAUGAAGCCCACCCUCGUUGGUUGGUACCAUUGGGCUCUGGUAAAAAGAGAGAAUUGGCUGCUCGUGCUCCGGUUAUUGUCGUAACCCUACAAGCUAUAUGUAGUUUUGAUGAUUCGUUGUUUGAGAAGCAUCUGUCUAGCUACUUCCCCCUGUUUUCAAGCUUGAUACGGUGUGAACACGGGUCUAGUGACGUUCAAGUGGCUCUCAGUGAAAUGCUUAGUUCUUCUGUAGGACCCGUUCUAUUCCGUUUAUGUUGAUAUGGUGUUUUUACGCUGUGUGUAUUAUCGUUAGUCAUGCUUCACUACUUUAGAAAGGAAUAGGUUUGAUAGAGAGUUUUGUUGUAUCUUGGUCACAAAUUCUCAUAUGUUGUAACAAAUAUUGCUCAUCUUUUAGUAUUUUUAAAGUGAUACAAUUUUCCAUCUAAA
Messenger RNA from Helianthus annuus (common sunflower), 5801 nucleotides. Its product is annotated as brefeldin A-inhibited guanine nucleotide-exchange protein 2. Gene Ontology annotation, cellular component: trans-Golgi network. The transcript has 11 exons. Gene Ontology annotation, molecular function: guanyl-nucleotide exchange factor activity. Gene Ontology annotation, biological process: regulation of ARF protein signal transduction. The record is from RefSeq and is a predicted model, not a curated record. Lineage: Eukaryota; Viridiplantae; Streptophyta; Magnoliopsida; Asterales; Asteraceae. Bases 318 to 5633 code for a protein of 1771 amino acids.